Messenger RNA from Vicia faba (fava bean), 528 nucleotides. NCBI's taxonomy places the organism in Eukaryota, Viridiplantae, Streptophyta, Magnoliopsida, Fabales, Fabaceae. The record is from the annotation of a GenBank genome assembly.
AUGUCUUCAUCAUCCACAAUGUUCCUCUUAUAUUCACUAGUAACAAUGCUGUUACCUUUAUCUAUUACAGGUUUUGACAUAACAAAUUUUCUGCCCCAAUAUCCUACAUAUCGCAGUUACAGAAACUACAUUACUAGGAAGUUACAGUACACUGCCCUGCCUCCUAUUCCUAUUGUAUUACCUAUUCCAGUUCCGGUUCCCGUGGUUUCUCCCGUGCCCGUGCCUGUAGUUUCACCAGUACCAGUACCAGUACCAACUCCUUUUCCAGUACCGGUGAGAUCCCCAGCGCCUGUAGUUUCACCAGUACCCGCAGAAACUCCAUUUCCAGCACCGGCAGCUGGACCAGCCGGUGCUCCAGGGCCAGCAUUAUCUCCUAUGAGUCCAGAUGGUGCUGCUGCUGCUGAUAAUACCGGAGAAGCUCCCAAAGCAGGGGUGAUGAAGUCUGAUGUGAACAAAGCUUUAUCUCUUUUCCUUACGCUCUCCACGAUCUAUGCGUUGCUGUCUAGGCCCAUGUAUAUUCAUGAUUAA